GAAGAUAAAAGGGUCGGCCAUCCGUCUCUUCUCCUCGAUCUCGAUUCAGGGAUGUUUCUUUCUCGCAAAUAGCUACUUGUUUCCCCCGUAGCUAAGUGCAAUAUUGAGCUCAAGUUAUUCUACUCGCCAUUUCUUUGAGGAUUUCUCGCGAACACUUUGAUGUGCCUGACUGGUAGUUGAUUUCUUGAUGAUCCGAUCCGUAUUCCGAGCUUUAAACUGGUUGCCUUUGUUGAACAUCAAAAGUUUAGGUGUUUUUGAGGUGGAGAAAUGAGUAAUCGCUACUCUAGGCCUGACAAACCUGUUUCAGGUAAAUGGAAGAAACUGAGGGAUCUUAUGAUUAGAAGUGACAAUCGCAUUUGUGCUGAUUGUUGUGCUCCAGAUCCAAAAUGGGCGUCUGCUAAUAUUGGAGUUUUUAUAUGCUUAAAAUGUAGUGAGGUCCAUAGAAGCCUUGGUGCAGAAAUUUCAAAGGUGCUGUCUCUGACACUGGAUGAAUGGUCUGAAACCGAUAUGGAUUCCAUGAUUCAGGUUGGUGGAAACUCCUAUGCUAACUCAAUUUAUGAGGCUUUUCUUCCUAAAGACUAUCCAAAACCUAAACCAAACUCUAGUAAUGAGGAGCGAACCAAGUUUAUCAGUUCCAAGUAUGUGUCGCAAGACUUCUUGACACCAAGCUUGCGUAUUGUGUCAUCUAAGAUGUCUUUUCAAACUCUCGAAUCUGGAAAAGAUUUGGGUUGCAGCAUCACUUCCAACAGUUCAAAGAAAAAUGAAGAGAUGGGACAAUUCCUUGGAAAUUUGAAGAUCAAAGUAGUCCGAGGUUCGAAUUUGGCUGUUAGAGAUAUGCUAACUAGUGAUCCAUAUGUUGUCUUGAUACUUGGGCAGCAGAAAGCCCAGACAACAGUAAAGAAAAGCAACUUGAACCCAGUAUGGAAUGAAGAGCUCAAGUUUUCAAUACCACAACGCUAUGGGGCUCUGAAGUUGCAAGUAUACGACCACGACGUUUUAUCUGCUGAUGACAUAAUGGGUGAGGCAGAGAUCGACCUACAGCCUAUGAUCACCGCCAUGAUGGCUUUCGGGGAUUCUGAGCUCCUUGCAAACAUGCAGAUCGGGAAGUGGCUGAAAACAAGUGACAAUGCUCUCGUCGAAGACAGCAUCAUCAACAUUGUAGAUGGAAAGAUAAAGCAGGAGGUACUCCUGAAGCUACAGAAUGUGGAGUCUGGAGAGAUUGAAUUAGAACUGGAAUGGAUGCCUCUGGAUGAAUAAACUCGGUUGUAUUUUUGUAAUUGGUUUUGUUGUUGAUAUACUUGCAUAAGUUGGUUUUGGAUUUGAGGGCCUCUUUUGUUCAAGUUGGCAGUUUGUGAUGCAAAUUUUGUGGGUGGCCCAGUUAAUCUAAAUGUAUCUGAACAAAGAUUGUUUCAAACCAUCUUUUGUUUUGGCU
Molecule: messenger RNA, 1432 nt
Organism: Musa acuminata subsp. malaccensis (wild Malaysian banana)
Lineage: Eukaryota; Viridiplantae; Streptophyta; Magnoliopsida; Zingiberales; Musaceae
Product: ADP-ribosylation factor GTPase-activating protein AGD12
Molecular function (GO): phospholipid binding; GTPase activator activity
Source: RefSeq, a predicted model, not a curated record